Blepharisma stoltei is the source of this 303-nucleotide messenger RNA. Lineage: Eukaryota; Ciliophora; Heterotrichea; Heterotrichida; Blepharismidae. The record is from the annotation of a GenBank genome assembly.
AUGAACAGAGAUAUAUUGUACGAUCUAACUGAAAAUGACUUAAAACAAAAUGAACAGAGGCUUCUUCUUGCAGUUGAAGAGCUAAAUGACUUACUAUUCGACUUGGAGCAAGAGAAACAAGAACUAAUAAGCACAAGAGACAUGCUGAUGGAAACCUUAAAAGAAAUAGAACCGAAGCCAGAAAAUAUCAUGAAUAAAGUCAAAAAUUUAGCAAUGGGGGUAUGGAAUAAUCUGGUUGAUGGGAAAAGUGUUCACAGCCAAGAUAGAGAAGAAUGGGAAAAGAUCAUGAAAGAAAUGGGAUAG